GGGCGGGGCGGGCACGGGUGCGCGGAGGGAUCUGUCGGCCGGUGAGUGGGUGCGGAGCGGAGAGUGGUGGUAUCUCCGCGGUGCCUCUCCGCCCGCUUCUACUCCGCCGUGAGGGCGGGCGGGGGCCCAGGCCUGGGUCGGCGGUCCUCCCGGGGCCUCGGGGGGCCUAUGCCAGCCGUGGGGCGGUGUGGGGGCGGCUGCCCGUGCUCGGCGUAUUAAUGCUGGGCGAGGAGGGGGCGGGCGGUGCAGAACGUAGAUUUACGUAUGGAGCGAUCCCCUGCGCUUCUCCCAGCCGGCAGUCCGGCCCGGCCGCGCUGUGCAGGCCGCCCGCCCCGCUGCAGCCUCAGCACGUGGGUCUGACACGCGGCUCUGCACCGCUUUUUGGUCACAACCCCAGGCAGCCCUGCGGGGUUGGGGAGGAGCGGCUGUUCUUGGUCUGUGGCUGCCCCGGGUUCACAUCUCCAUGUUGUCCCUCCUUCCUUCCUAUAAAACACAAGAAAACCGGUUCCGUUUUGUAUGCAGGUUUGUCAGGCCUUCUUUUCUGACGUCUCCCCCGCUGGGAUCUCCCGCAGUGGCUGUUUGAUGCUACCAGUCCCAAAGCCUUGCAGCUGGCUGACAGUGCAUGGGGGUGGCAUCCCAGAUGUGUGGGGAGUUUAGUUUCACGUUGGGAAGACCCUAUGAAACAGAUGCACUUAUGGCCUAGCACCUUUCAGUUUCUUCCGGCUGGACCAUGAAUUGCUGUGGAGGAUUGUUGUGGUUUGGUUACUUUGGCUGCUGUACUUCAUACGCUUUGUCCUGUCAGUCACUCUUGUGAAAGUUGGCAUUCUUGUACAUUGGGCAGUGCUCAGGUAACUUGUCAGAUCCUUGAGCAAAAGCUGAGCUUUCACUACAUUGCUUUUCAGAUGUAAAGAUCUGAAUGCUUCUUUUCAAAGGAGAGGUCCUUUCUGUGUCAGGGUGAUUUCUGUUUGGAGCAGGACGGCUCAGAGAAGCUGCUGCUCUGCGUGCCUGCUCGGCUGCCUGCCGCGGGUGGAGACCUGGGCCUUGGAUCCUUGCAUUCCGCAGCUGGAGCAUGAACAGAGCCCCUUGCUUUUCAGGUAGCAAGGCACGUGUCCAGCUUUGGAGUAACUUCUGUCCCCUGAUGGAGACUUGUUCACCUCCAGCCAACUCUCCUGAUGCUGUAUCGCUGCCCAGGUUUUCUUGGCACGUUUCAUACGUCAUCAAUGACAGGCUCUGUGCCUCAAAUGCUAACACGGGUGGCUUGGGAAAAAUACUGCUAUGUUUUACUCAGUUGCAUACUGGUCUUAGUUCUAUGCUAUGCUAGAAUAGUCUUUUCUGAAGUUGCAUGUGUACGUUUUAUAUUCUUGGUAAGAGAUUGCAGGGGCUAACAGCAUCCUUCCUCCCCUCACAGAGGUUAACAGCACCAGUUCCCAGUUGCACUACUAUUCCUGGGCCUUCCAGUAGUCUUUCAUUCCUCCCUUUAGUUAAGGGAUAUUUAUUGCAAUGAGGUUACUUCUUCAGGGUACCAUAAAGGGCUGAGUACUGGAAACUGGCAGAGCAGCAACGCGUCCCUCUGCUCGUGCAGGCAUCGUGCAGUAUUUCUGCAUUACACAGAUGGGUAGGGAAGCCUGACCUGUGGCCAUGAGUCAGGUUGAACUCUCCUCUGGCAGAAAAGUGGUAGCUAGUCAGCUGUGGUGUGGUCUGGAGGUAAAAGUUCUGGAGGAGCAGCUGCCUGCUUUAAGAGAAUUUUUGACGUAGCUUUGUGAAUAUGUGUCUCACCUUGAAUACGUGCCUCCUGAGCAUUCCUCCUGAGUAGUGCUGUGGCUCUGGAAGGAUCUGACUGCAUCUUCUGUAGUUAUGGGUAAGCAGUGAUGCACAGACAGGCAGUUCCCAAGCUUCUGCUGUAGGAGCACAGGCACAUCUGUGCACAGGAGCUGCGCUGUAUCUCACAGAGUGCUGGUUUCCAGAUGUCUGUAUGUUCCUACGAAUGGAUGGACCAAAUGUACUGGGGCACAGAAAGACCAUGAAAGCCCUUAGGAAUUUUUGAUCCCACAGUUAAUUGCUGCUCGGUUCCUGAAGCUUUACUAUGAAAACCAAAAGGAAGAUUGCUAAAAAGGAGCUAAAAUAAUGUGUGUAGAAAAAAGAUGCCUCUACUUGUGUGCCCGCCCUUCCACCAAAACAACGGAUCUUAGUGUGUUGGAAAAUGGAUGACGAUGAUGAUGACAUUCCCCAGCUUUCAUCCCAUACAUUGGCUGCCCUCCAGGAAUUCUAUUUGGAACAGCAGCAGAGAGAGGGCAUGAAGACCUCCCAAGGGUUUAAUCAAUAUUCUGUUGGCUCAAUAGAAGAAGACUGGCAACUGAGCCAGUUCUGGUACAGUGAUGAGACUGCAUCAUGCCUGGCUAAUGAAGCAAUUGUGGCUGCAGGAAAAGGUGGCAGGAUAGCCUGUGUCAGUGCACCGAGUGUGUACCAGAAGCUGAGAGAACAGGGUGGCGCAGAUUUUUCCGUGUGUAUCCUGGAGUAUGACAGAAGGUUUUCUGUGUAUGGAGAAGAAUUUAUCUUCUAUGACUACAACAACCCUUUGAACUUACCUGAACAUCUCCUGCCGCACAGUUUUGACAUCGUAGUAGCAGAUCCACCCUAUCUGUCCGAGGAGUGUCUUCAAAAGACUGCAGAGACCAUCAAAUACUUAACCAAAGGAAAGAUUCUGCUUUGCACAGGUGCAAUCAUGGAGGAACAGGCAGCAAAGCAUCUUGGUGUGAAGAUAUGCAAGUUUAUUCCAAAACACUCUCGAAAUUUAGCUAAUGAAUUUCGAUGUUAUGUGAACUAUGCUUCUGGACUGGACUGAUUCUUGGGAGAAGAUCUCUAACUUUCUCAAUCAAGUUACUUUGUAUUUUUUUCUCAGUGACUCCACAACCCUGAAAAGUUCCACUCCAAGCAGUAUUUUCUCGGCUAGAAUUAAUCAACACAGGAUGGUAGUGUUUCUCUUUUAAAUGUGUAAGCAUUGGCAAGUGUUGUUUACCUUACUUGUUAGGUAAGUGGGGACACAAACAAUACAGGUUCUGCAUAAUGGGAACUUCUUUGUUAGAGUUCCAUUCCGACCAGUAGUUUUUACCACUGGAGUACUUUUCAUUGACCUCUCUGAAGUGAUUUUAGCUGGUUGGCCUCUAACACCACUUAAGUGCCUGCCCCACAGACGUCAGAACUGUCCGCUGCAUCAAAACUGAUGACUCGGUAGCUGACGAUAGAAAGAGCAUGAAUAUUGGUCUCACCUUUGAGGGCUGUUUGUUCUCAACAUGACGUGUUCAGAUUCAUUAUCCAGCAGGCUGAUAUUUUUAUAAAGAAUAACUAAAGAGAAAACACAUCUCAUUCUGGGUGGGUCUCUCCAGUUCCUUUUUAUAUUAAUCAAAGAUUUGCCAACUAAGAUAAGACCUACUAACUAUUAUUGUCACCAGAGUGGUUUUAAAAAAGAAGCAAAAUGCAGUUCUUGUUUCACCUUUUAUGGUUUUUUCAAAAACCCAGACUUUGUUUUUGUAAAAGAUAAGAUCUAUUUUGUCAUCAAUCAUCACCAUGUAAACUUGUGUGUGUGUGUCAUGCUUGAAAAAAGUCAUGUUAAACAUCUCUGUGCAGCAGUACAGUGCAUUUAUUUUGCAAUGCAGAAUAAACAUGAGCAACAAAAACUGAUGAACUUUAAAAACAAAGCAAGAAAUACCCAACUAGACUUUUGUAUUCACUAGCUCAGCUUAUCUCUAAAUGUUGGUAUAAACCUCAUGUCUCCUUGAGAAAAUCACAGUAAGGAUUCCCCCCAGAGACAGAGCUUUGCUUUCAUUAAGAAUCCUAUAUGUAAGUGUGGCAAAAUCAGCCUAAAAUAUGAAGUAAAUGCCACACAUCAGCCAGUUGUCUAAAUUAGUGCUUCAGGCUGUGUCCAUCAGUUCUCCCUUUGAAUUACUCCUAUUGCUGGCUAGGAAACACUGCUUGUGUAGUGACAUGGGUCGCACAUGUGCAUUAAAUCUUGAAUCACUAUGGAUCUGAUUAAACACAGAGCCUGCAUUUUCAUUGAUUUCAAUAUCAAGUUAAAGAUAAUUUACAGAUAUAUCAAGUUUAUAGUUCCAAGAACAGGCCUUUUUUUCUGAAUACUGAUUUUUAUCUUGGUCUUCUGUUCUACAGACAGAAGUGUUAGGAGUAGAACAGAAAUUGUUGGAUCUUAAAAGGCCGAUGAGGUAUAACGUUUGAUAAUAAACUUCUACUGUUUCUAACAGGCAAAUAUUAAAUUUUAUAUGAAAGGGUUUGGCUGUAUUUCAAGCAAUUUCUGUCAAAAUAGAUGAUGCAUUAAAAAAAUCUUGGGAUAGAUGGGAAUGUCAAUAAAAGAACACUUUUAGAGCCAGUUUUCUCUAA
Messenger RNA from Gallus gallus (chicken), 4389 nucleotides. It is a transcript of the gene EEF1AKMT1, whose product is annotated as eukaryotic translation elongation factor 1 alpha lysine methyltransferase 1. The record is from RefSeq and is a predicted model, not a curated record. Gene Ontology annotation, biological process: methylation. Bases 2201 to 2842 code for a protein of 213 amino acids. Gene Ontology annotation, molecular function: protein-lysine N-methyltransferase activity; nucleic acid binding. NCBI's taxonomy places the organism in Eukaryota, Metazoa, Chordata, Aves, Galliformes, Phasianidae. The transcript has 6 exons.